AUGGUUAACCAGGGAUAUGCUGAAAAAGUGCCAACGCUUGAGCGACAUGAUGGUAAGGUUUGGUACAUUCCGCAUCAUGGAGUGUACCACCCCCGUAAAGACAAGUUGCGGGUUGUAUUUGACUGUGGAGCAGAAUUCAAGGGAACUUCUUUAUACUAUCAGUUGUUGCAAGGCCCUAACCUCACUAGCUCAGUGAUUGGAGUUCUUUUAAGGUUUAGGCAGGAACCAGUUGCCUUCAUGACUGAUGUUUGGGCAAUGUUUUAUCAAGUUAGAGUGACUGAUGAGGAUAAAGACUUCCUUGGUUUCCUGUGGCGGCCUGAUGGUGACGUAACACCAGAUAUCAUUGAACUUCGAAUGACUGUUCAUUUAGUUUCAUCACCCAGCUGUGCAUGCUUUGCUCCAAGAAAGACUGCAGAAGAUAAUCAACACAAUCUCCAGGUGGAGUCUCCUGAGGGAGUGACAGAGGGAGAUGCAGUCCAUCUAACAUGUAAAAGCAGCUGCACUCUGACUGACAGAGCAACAUUCAUCUGGUACAGAAACUCACAGCCAUUACCUGAGAGGAGAGACAGAAACAAUCAACUCCUGCUGCAGUCAGUCAGAAGAGAGGACGCAGGCAGAUAUAGCUGUGCUCCACAUAUCAUGUAUUCUCCAAAGGAGACGUUUGUAGCGGUGAGUCCAUGUUUUGACAUAGUGGAGGGAGAUUCAGUGACAAUGAUCUGCAGCAGUGAUGCAAACCCACCUCUAAAAAUCAACUGGUUUAAAGGAGGAACGUUUGUAGGAUCUGGAAGAAUCUACAGCAUCUCAAAGAUCAGAUCUGAUCACAGUGGAGAAUACAAGUGCAAGUCCAUCAAUGAACAUGGAGAGAAAUACUCUGAUGCUGUGACUUUAAACAUCAUGUACCCACCAAAAAACAUCUCAUUGUUCAUCAAUUCAUCUGGUGAAAUAGUGGAGGGAGAUUCAGUGUCUCUGAUCUGCAGCAGUGAUUCAGACCCACCUGGAGAGAUCAGUUGCUUUAAAGGAGGAACGUUUGUAGGAUCUGGAAGAAUCUACAACAUCUCAAAGAUCAGAUCUGAUCACAGUGGAGAAUACAAAUGCAAGUCCAGAAAUCAACAUGGAGAGAAAUACUCUGAUGCUGUGACUUUAAACGUCAUGUACCCACCCAGGAACAUCUCAGUGUCCAUCAGUCCAUCUGAUGAAAUAGUGGAGGGAGAUUCAGUGACUCUGAUCUGCAGCAGUGAUUCAAACCCACCUGCUCUGAAUUUCAGCUGGUUUAAGGAGAAUCAAAAAUCAGCUGUUGGAUCUGGUCAGGGUUUCAGUGCACUACAGAGUGGACGCUUCUACUGUGAGGUUCACAAUCAGCAUGGAUCUCAGCGAUCAGACGCUGUUACUGUCACAGGGCAAUUUAUGCAGCAUCAGCCCUCACAAACAUACAAGUUUUAUAAAAACAUCACAAUAACACAACCAUGA
Onychostoma macrolepis is the source of this 1467-nucleotide messenger RNA. Its product is annotated as B-cell receptor CD22-like. The record is from RefSeq and is a predicted model, not a curated record. The transcript has 6 exons. Lineage: Eukaryota; Metazoa; Chordata; Actinopteri; Cypriniformes; Cyprinidae. Bases 1 to 1467 code for a protein of 488 amino acids.